AGCCACUUUUGUCUCAAGGCGCUAGUCUGGCCAAGGUGCUUCACGGUUCAGGAUGUGCUUCCUAAUCGGCGCGACGGGGCCUGGCGUCACCGCGACGGGAGAAGCAUUGCUGGGAUGCGUCAGCGACGACCCUUACCUUUUCCGCACCUUCGUGCGAGUAGUGCAGCCCGCCGGAGGCCGCUACCCGCAUGUGGGCACUGAGUUGGUGUAUGCCACUGAGCAGCCCGAUCUUGCGCCGCCCUUCCAAGUGGAGCCAGGUGAAACCAGCCGCGGGGUGAAUUCACAGGGCCUCGCCUUCGUGAUUGCCCUGGCAGUGGAGCAAGAAGCGCCACAAGCCGAGGAGGGGGACCUCCCUCCUGUGCGCUUCUGCGAGUUGAGCCGCAAGAUGAUGAAUGAGUGCAGCGACGUGGAGGGCGCGCUCAAGUUGCUUCAAGCUCAGCACGCAGUCGCGCCGGCCUUGUCUGUGCUACUGGCAGAUGCCUCUGGGGGUCUGGCACAUGUGGAGGUCGGCAGUCAUGGCACCGCGGUACAUCAGAGGUUCACAAAGGACCACCCGGGCAUGGCUCUGGCGGUCAAUUGCUACCAGUCGAAGGAGCUCAAAGGUUUCAACGAGGCUAAGGCUGAGCUUUCGGUGUCGGAGAACAACAACGGAUGCCGCUUGUUGAGAGGCCAGGACCUCGCACGGCAGCUUGGUGGCAAUUUGGAUGUGGCGGCCUUCCGUGGAAUUCUGUCAGACCACGGCAACAGAGAGCGCGACCCAGCAGACAAUCCCCUCUUGAAGUGGUGGGGGUAUAGCAUUUGCAAUCAUGGGACCCGAAGAAGCGACGCCUACGAUGCGAAUGCAGCACCUUGGGGCACUGUCAGCGCGGAAGUCUUGCAGCCAUCAAAGAGGGCACUGCACUACAACUACGGCUGGGCCUGCGGCGAAAGGGCUGAAUUCGGGGAUCAGCCCUUCCAGGACAACUCCUGGGCCCAUUUCGCGAGCUUCGUGCCUACUGCAGCGCCGGAAGCGCGGACCGUUGCCUGCACCACGGUGGACGGCCAGAUGUGCCCUGAAGCUUCCCUCUUCCAGCUGCACUCGGACUGAGCUCCAUGCAGCUGCAAGAAUUUAAGUGCCCGAUGUACAGAGCCCGGGCAAAUCUUGUGCCCCCUGCGGACGGGGGGAAAUCCCAAGCCAUGGCUUUUGGGACUCGGAUCAUAUUGUCAUUCCAAUUUGGCUCC
Molecule: messenger RNA, 1221 nt
Organism: Effrenium voratum
Lineage: Eukaryota; Dinophyceae; Suessiales; Symbiodiniaceae
Source: the annotation of a GenBank genome assembly